This is a messenger RNA of Dictyostelium purpureum, 156 nucleotides long. RefSeq lists its product as uncharacterized. The transcript is spliced from 3 exons. Bases 1 to 156 code for a protein of 51 amino acids. The record is from RefSeq and is a predicted model, not a curated record. NCBI's taxonomy places the organism in Eukaryota, Evosea, Eumycetozoa, Dictyosteliales, Dictyosteliaceae. Gene Ontology annotation, biological process: regulation of DNA-templated transcription. Gene Ontology annotation, molecular function: zinc ion binding.
AUGUUUAAAAAUAAAAAAAUUAUAAAAAAAGUUAAAAUUUCAAGAGCAAGAAUUGAAGAAAAACCUGUGAAUAAAGUUUGUUCUCAAUGCCAUACCACCAAAUCCAAAUAUUGGAGAAAGGGAUCUAAACGUGAUGAUGGACGUGUUUUACCAUGA